AGGCAUUUAUUAACUGGUUCCCGUCAUAUCAGAAAGCCACACGGCAGUGGUUUCCCACAUUGCAGCCGAAAGGAGCCAGUGUACCAGUGCAGCAAGUAAUAGCAUCCUUUUCGGUUCACGCAACAGCACGUCGACGAAAACUUCACAAUGGGCGAUAAUAAUGAUGAAGCACUGCGCAAGCUCUUCCUGGGCGGUCUUGACAGGGAUAAGACUUCCGAAACCCAGCUGAAGGAGUACUUUGGGGUGUACGGCACAGUCGUCGACUGUGUCGUCAUCAGAGACACCGAUAAGCAGACUUCCAAGGGCUUUGGCUUUGUGACGAUGGCCACGAUAGAAGAGACAGACAAAGUCUUGUUGGACAAGGAUGACAGCGAGCCUCAUUACAUCAACAAUAAGAAAGUGGAGGUCAAACGCGCCAUACCAAGAGGGCGCGACAUCUUGCCCGACCCGAUCAAGAAGCUUUUCGUCGCCGGCUUCAAGGAUGCCCCCCUCACAGAAGACGACCUGAAGGCCUACUUCGGCGACAAGUGCUGUGUCGAUAAAGUCCACAUCGUGAAGGACAAAGAGACGGGCAAACAGAAGGGCUACUGCUUUGUGGAAUUGAGCAACCGUCACAUGGUCGACAAAGCCGCAAUCGUUGAGAACCAUGAAAUCAAUGGCAUCAGUGUCAUCUGUAAGAAGGCUACACCCAAGGGUGAUGACGGCAGUGGCGGACGGGGUGGCGGAAGGGGUGGUGGCAGAGGCCGUGUUGGUGGCUACGGCGGUGGUGGUAGUGGCUACGGCGGUGGUGGCUACGGCGGGGGCGGCGGUGGUGGCUACGGCGGUGGCUACGGCGGCGGCGGUGGUGACUACGGUGGUGACGGGUCCGACGGCUAUGGUGGCUACGGUGGUGAUAGGUCAUACGGUGGCCGUGGCGGAGGUCGUGGACGUGGUGGUAGCCGCGGAGGCGGCGGUGGCGGCUACGGCGGCGGCAGUGGUGGGGGUAGCUGGGGCGGCAACGGUUACGAUAACUGGGGCAGUGGUAGCAGUGGAUAUGAUGCUGGCUCCAACUACGCAGGCUCGAGCUCCAACUAUGGGCCUAUGAAGGGAGGUUACAGCUCUGGCGGUGGUGGUGGUGGUAGCUACGGAAGCGGUUAUGGAAGCGGUGGUAGUGGUGGCUACGGUAGCGGUGGCUACGGAGGCGGUGGCGGAAGAGGUGGCCGCCCCUAUUAGAUCAUGUGACCAACCACCUGAUGUCGUCCCCAAGAGAGUUCACUAUAUGGGACGGUAAUGUUAGCGUUACCCUAUCAAUAAUGCAGUGGGACUUUCUACCUAGUCAUCAUUAAAGCAAACCCCUCUUUCUCUCAAGAAACCGAACCCCUCAAUGAAUCGACGGAUGCUAAUGUCUCAAGUUUGGCCCCCCUUGGAAUAGGCUGGAGAUACUUUACCGAACUCUCUGAAGUGACUGCUUAGAUAAGGCCUGAUAAGGAGACGCUUCGAUCUUGCCGACCACUUUUUAAGGUCCAAGGAUAUCUGGUUAAAGAGCCUUAAGAAAUAGUUGCUGUCUGCUUAAGAUCUUCAUGACAAUGCUUAAAGUUACUGUGGAUACAUUGAUUCGAAAAAGCAAGUGAAUUUGCCAACGUCUUGGAAAAUCUUCCCCAAAAAACAACAAAAACAGUUCCCAUUACAGUUUGUUGAUUAACCGUUCCGAGCCCAAACAGCACCAAAAAAAACACAGAAAAGGAGUUAAAUAUUGAAAUAAGGGGCUUUACAAGAACGUCUUCGCGUAGAAAAUGUAUAAGCAAAUUCACUGCGUUUUUUCCUAAGCUGUACAUAAGGAAUGAAAGCAUUUCAAUCAAUUGUUAACCUUUAAUUAAGGAUUCUGUAACCACUUUAAAGAUUAGAAAUAAGAUUUGACUUUUACUAUUUUUUUUUAAGUUCGUAAUCAAUAUUCUUGUGAGUAUUCUUGACAAUGGCAUAAAAUCCGUAAAAAAAAUCCCUUUCGACGGAAAAAUGAAGAAAAAAAAAUCAAAAAAAAAUUAGACUUUUUUUUUCUUCUAGACUUGGACUCGUUUUUGUGAUGCGAAUUCAAACUUUGAAGCAGUCAUCUUCAUCAAAUUCAACUCGGUCCAUUGAUCAAGUCCGUUCUGCAAUAAUUGCCUCAUGAAUAUUCACAUUUCUUAUGAAUAUGUAAAUCAACUUGGUAGCAACAUUCCAGUGAUAGGUCCUUACGAAUAUUCAGGGGGGAACAUUUUAAUGUCCUACUGCCAUUAUGUCCUUUACUUUCUUAAAUCAUGUACAUAUUAAUUAUCAAAUAACAGGCGAUGUUUUGUGAGUUGUGUAUUGUGACAAGUAAAGAGUGUUAAAAAGUUUUUAUUUUGCAAUUUUUUUCCCCCCUUAAGUGAAUGAUUAAAUACUUGUAAAACACUCCCAGGAUUUUAUUUUUUAUUUCCCCAAGAUAAGGGUAUUUAAGCAUAAUGGUCGGUCAUCUUACGUAAACUUCACGAGAUGUUUUUUAUUUUUGGGUAUGCUAACGCAACAUUCAAAAAUAGUACGUGCAGAAAGAUCAUUGUGAAACUCAACAAUUAGGCUUGUAUGAUAAAUGAUGUUACAAUUUCACCGUUAAUGCUGGUUUUAUUCCUAGAAGUAUUCGUGUGUUAGUGCAUUUCGUAUUUUCUUUGUGAAGUCAAAUAAAUGGAGCAGUUUUAGACAAGCAAAAAAUCUCAACUCAA
Molecule: messenger RNA, 2711 nt
Organism: Patiria miniata (bat star)
Lineage: Eukaryota; Metazoa; Echinodermata; Asteroidea; Valvatida; Asterinidae
Product: heterogeneous nuclear ribonucleoprotein A3 homolog 2-like
Exons: 8
Coding region: 148-1212 (354 amino acids)
Molecular function (GO): RNA binding
Source: RefSeq, a predicted model, not a curated record